AUGCGGAAGCAACUCGACCCCCGUCUUCCCAUUCUUAUCAACAACAAUGUCAAGAAGAACCAUCGCUCGUUCAUAGUCUUGGUCGGAGACAAGGGCAGGGACCAGGUUGUGAAUCUUCAUUUCCUACUUUCGCAAGCUCGUGUAUCUGCUCGGCCCUCAGUCCUAUGGUGCUACAAAAAGGAUCUUGGCUUUACGAGCCAUCGGAAAAAGCGUGAGGCCAAGAUUAAACGAGACGUUAAGCGAGGCAUCCGUGAACCAAACGACCAAGAUCCCUUCGAGAUUUUCAUCACCGUCACUGACAUACGCUACACAUACUACAAGGAAUCACAAAAGAUUCUCGGUCAGACGUACGGCAUGUGUGUGCUGCAGGACUUUGAGGCCAUCACACCCAACCUGCUCGCACGCACCAUCGAGACCGUGGAGGGCGGUGGACUCGUCGUCAUUUUGCUCAAGACCAUGAGCUCGCUGCGGCAACUGUACACCAUGACUAUGGAUGUACACGCCCGCUACCGCACGUCAGCACACGACACCGUCGUCGCGCGUUUCAACGAGCGCUUUAUCCUCUCGCUCGGCUCUUGUGACGACUGCCUGGUGCUCGACGACGAGCUGAACGUAUUGCCGAUCUCGCGGGGCAAGGAUAUUGCGCCGCUUGAGGAUACUCCGGGCAAGGGGAAAGAGGCAUCCGAGCUGAAGGAACUGCAGGACAACCUUGCGGACACGAAGCCUGUUGGCGAGCUCGUCAAGCUCGCAAAAACGGUGGACCAGGCCCAGGCACUGCUCACAUUCGUGGACGCGAUCGCGGAGAAAACGCUCUCAUCGACUGUCACGCUCACCGCAGCGCGCGGUCGUGGCAAGUCGGCGGCGCUCGGGCUCGCAAUCGCCGCGGCCCUUGCGCACGGGUACUCGAAUAUCUUCGUGACAAGUCCAAGCCCUGAGAACUUGAAGACGCUGUUCGAAUUCAUAUUCAAAGGCAUGGAUGCGCUUGGGUACGAGGAGCACCUCGAUUACGACAUCGCACAGAGCACAAAUCCGGACUUCAACAAAGCGAUCGUACGCGUGAACGUCUUCCGAGAUCACAGGCAAACCAUCCAGUACAUACAACCUCAAGACGCCCAUGUUCUAGGGCAGGCCGAGCUCGUCAUCAUCGAUGAGGCCGCAGCGAUCCCGCUCCCGCUUGUACGCAACCUCAUCGGGCCCUACCUUGUUUUCAUGGCGUCGACAAUCAACGGCUAUGAGGGCACGGGCCGAUCGCUGUCACUCAAGCUCAUCCAGCAGCUGCGCGAGAGCACACGGCCCUCGCUCACGAAGGAUGCCGCCGCCGAGGACGCCUCCGCCUCCGCGGCGAGCUCGUCGAAGAAGCCUUCGGCGAAGGCGCCGCCCAAGGCGCGUACGCUGCGGGAGAUCAAGCUCGAGACACCGAUCCGGUACGCCGCAGGAGACCAGGUCGAACGGUGGCUCAACGGUCUACUUUGUCUCGACGCCACGCUCGUGCCCAAGGCAGGCGUGCACGGCACACCGCACCCGUCGCAGUGCGAGUUGUUCUACGUAUCUCGUGACACGCUGUUCAGCUACCAUCCCGCGUCGGAAGUGUUCCUGCAGCGCAUGAUGGCGCUGUACGUCGCGAGCCACUACAAAAACCAGCCAAACGACUUGCAGUUGUUGUCUGACGCACCCGCGCACCACCUAUUUGUGCUCCUGCCUCCGAUCAAGGACGACGAGAGCCACCUGCCAGAGCCGCUCGUCGUGUUACAGGUUGCGCUGGAAGGGAACAUCAGCCGGCAAGCCAUCAUGGACGGGCUCCAUCGAGGGUUCCGCGCUGGUGGUGACAUGAUUCCUUGGCUCAUCUCGCAGCAAUUCCAAGAGAGCAAAUUCGCAUUGCUUUCCGGCGCGAGAAUCGUCCGUAUAGCGACACAUCCGGAUUACGCAAAUAUGGGAUACGGUGCUCGUGCACUACAAGCGCUGAACUCAUUCUACAGCGGAGAAUACUUUAAUCUUGACGAAACAUCGCAGCCAGAACCAUCGUAUCCAGAUCCAGCUGCGAUCGAUGAUACGAUGGAUCUUCUGACUGACAAGCCUACUGUUCGUGCUGCAACAGCCAUGCCGCCCCUGCUGCAGCGCCUAACAGAACGGAAACCUGAGACACUGGACUACCUCGGUGUAUCGUAUGGCUUGACUCCUCAGCUCCUCAGAUUUUGGAAACGAGCAGGCUAUGUACCCCUCUACGUACGACAGACGCAGAGUGAACUUACUGGAGAGCACACUUCUGUCAUGGUACGGGGAUUGAAUACCUCAACAAACAGUGAACUGGAGUGGCUGGGAGAAUUUGCCAAAGACUUCCGGCGGAGAUUCCUCUCGUUGCUCUCGUUCAAGUUCCGGGAAUUCGGCAGUGUCACUUCCUUGAGCAUACUUGAGGCUGCUAACAAUGGUGUUAAAAUCCUCGGCGAUGAUGGCACAAAAGCGCUCACACACGCCGAAAUGUCGAUCCUCCUAUCCCCCUUCGACCUCAAGAGACUCGAGUCAUACUCUAAUAACAUGCUGGACUACCAUGUCAUCCUCGACCUCUUGCCAACGGCCGCGUCUCUCUACUUUGAGAAGCGACUGGGAGACGAGGUCCAUCUCAGUGCAGUGCAGAGCUCCAUCCUGCUGGCGCUCGGUCUGCAGCGAAAAACGAUCGAAGAGGUUGAAGCAGAACUGUCGCUCCCCGUUUCACAAGCGCUUGCGCUUUUCGUCAAGGUGAUCAAGAAGUUCAGCAAGCGGCUCGUCGAUAUCCAAAAGAGUGCGAUCAGUGCCUCGAUGCCGGAGGAGCCCGCGGCAUCACGCCUCGAGUCCGGAGAAGGCGGCACGAACUGGAAGCCUGUGGAGACGAGCCUCGAGGCGGAGCUCAAGGACGCAGGCAACGAGGCGACCCGGGCGCUGCGGGAGAAGCAACGCGAGAUGAUCGACUCGCUGGACCUGAGCAAAUAUGCGAUCGACGAUUCGUCCGCCAACUGGAGCAUGGCCGAAGCACAGAUUGCGAAGCUCGCUAACGGUGGUGCGCACGGCAAGUCUACGGUCAUCAGUGUGAAGGCAACUGUCACAGGACAGAAGAGGAAGGCAGACGAUGGCGAAGAGAAGGGCGGAAAGGACAAGGAAAAGAAGGGUUCACGAAGGAGUAUGAAAAAGGCCAAGCGGUAGUGUUUAGCUCGACUGCAAUAUCUCACCUAUAAAUACUCUUCUUUUGGUUCCUGGUUUCAGCGCCC
This is a messenger RNA of Postia placenta MAD-698-R-SB12, 3239 nucleotides long. RefSeq lists its product as hypothetical. The record is from RefSeq and is a predicted model, not a curated record. Gene Ontology annotation, biological process: rRNA acetylation involved in maturation of SSU-rRNA. The transcript has 13 exons. NCBI's taxonomy places the organism in Eukaryota, Fungi, Basidiomycota, Agaricomycetes, Polyporales, Adustoporiaceae. The coding region runs from base 1 to 3174 and encodes 1057 amino acids. Gene Ontology annotation, molecular function: ATP binding; tRNA binding; 18S rRNA cytidine N-acetyltransferase activity. Gene Ontology annotation, cellular component: nucleolus; 90S preribosome.